This is a messenger RNA of Adineta ricciae, 1290 nucleotides long. The record is from the annotation of a GenBank genome assembly. NCBI's taxonomy places the organism in Eukaryota, Metazoa, Rotifera, Eurotatoria, Adinetida, Adinetidae.
AUGUUCUCAACAUUGAAAGAAAUACUGGGAGAAAAACUUGUUCAACAUAACCAAUCUGAUGAUAAACCAAGUGAAAUCUCAGCAGAUGAAUUAAACGGAAAAUCCAUUGCACUUUAUUUCUCUGCAUAUUGGUGUCCACCAUGUCGUAAUUUUACUCCAAUGUUAGCCAAAGUUUACAAAGAUGUUUAUGAUGAAAUAUCAAACAAAGUUGAAGUUGUUUUUCUUUCGUGUGAUGUGAAUGAAGAAGAAUUCAAUAAAUACUUGGAAGAAAUGCCAUGGAAAGCUGUACCAUUUGCCGAUCGUGAUCGUCCGAGAUUUCUCGGAGACAAACUCACUCCCAAUGGUCUUCCAAGUCUGAUUGUUCUGUCACCAUCUUUUGAGAUAAUCACCAAAUCUGGUCUUGAAGAAGUACAGAUCGGUUUUGAUAAAGCUCUACGAAAAUGGUCCGAAGGAAAAUCUUUAUUUUGGACUCGUCCACCACAAGAAGGUGAACAUAUCUGGAAAAGUGCAACUUGUACGGGCUGUUUUAUGAAUCCAAUAGUUGGUUCACGACAUACUUGUUUAAAUAAAGAAUGUCAAAUAAGUUUAUGUAAAGAAUGUUUAUCGAAAACGAAACACGAACAUCCAUUAAUUGAUUAUUUUCUCCCGACACAGCACUAUUCUUUAGCACAAUUAUUAACAAUGGUUCCAUAUUUACUUGAUUCGAAAACGAAUGAAGAAAUUUCGACAAAAACAUUAUUAGAUGACAAUUUAAAAAGUAUAGGAUUUUAUUUUUCAGCUCAAUGGUGUGUACCUUCACAAACAUUUACACCAUUACUUGCGAAAUUUUAUGAAGAAAUACGAACAAAAUCACAUCAUUUUAAUAUCUUGUUUUUAUCUUGUGACAAAGACAUCGAAUCCUUUCAUACUUAUCGAUCUCAAAUGCCAUGGCCUGCAGCACCGUUCAACUACAACGAUGUUUUACCUGAAUACUUUGGAAUUUCUAAUAUACCAUCACUAAUUAUCGUUUCAUCAAAUGGACAAAUUCUAUCACGUCAAGGAUUUCAAGGUGUUGAACAGCAUGGCAUAAAAGCAUUAGAAACAUGGUCACAAGGUGAAACGUUAACUCGUCCUUCACCUGAUAAAUACAAAUGGUUACAUUGUGCUUGCGAUGUUUGUGGAAUAAAUCCAAUAGUUGGUGAACGUUACUCUUGUCCAACAUGUGGAAAUUAUGAUCUUUGUUCGACAUGUCAAAAGAAAGGACAUCAACAUGAACUUCAACUUCAACCAUUGCCGAAUGAAGAUGAUUGA